Molecule: messenger RNA, 1770 nt
Organism: Cladocopium goreaui
Lineage: Eukaryota; Dinophyceae; Suessiales; Symbiodiniaceae
Source: the annotation of a GenBank genome assembly
AUGGCCACUCUCCAGGGAUUGAUCGAUAGCGAUCCGGAAAAUCUCACAAAGUUGGCAAAACUGAUGCACAGUGUCCACAGCCCUGCUCUUGCUUUGAAUGAGUUGGGAUUUGCCAAUCACCCUUCUGCAGCUAUCAUUGGGAAUUACCGGGACCCAAUGCACAUGAAGAUCGUGUAUCAUGCUGACCCUGCUACCCUUUUUAGGUGUGCUCCAGAUUGGUCUGACUUGAUACCUCCAAGCAACCCAGAUCUUUUUGCAAUUCAGGACAGCAAUGGUACCGGUGGCAAAGCCGAUGGCGAUAACCUGGAUCCAAGAGAUGAAAAAUCGUCUGCACUGGUGGCCUAUCAGGGGGAGAGCUCUCGAUCGCAGGAGAUUGUGAGACGUUACAUUUUGCAAUCAAUGAAAGUUUGGCUUCGGGAUGACCAGGACAAGAUUGCAGCCGAGAAUUGCAGGUUUGUGUAUUCGUUUCCUUUUUGUCCAGCUGCCAUCAAAUCACUUGGGAUAAUUUUUGACAAUACAGCACUGAAAAGAAGCCUGUCGCAAAGUGGAGUUUUGUUUGCGCAGAUUUUGAGGACUGGAGUCGGAGACAUCAAAGUUCCACAUCCGAAUGAUUUCAAUCGCAGCAAUUUGGCAGUGGUGUUUCUUGAAGUCACAAAGUUUGACCAGGUUGCUGACUCUGUGAUGGUAAGGAGUGAUCCAAUUCACAUCGAUGCCUCAAUUCCGGAGCCUGUGACUACUGGGUCAAGCACGCCAUUUGUGCUUUGCUUGGAUGCCUUUCCAUUAGAUACACUGAUGAAGAUGCGAAGAUGGGAGGUUGAGCCUGAGUUGAAUGUGUCAAUCAAAUUGGCUGAUGGGAUGGAUCCUGAUAUCUAUGGGACGCCGUAUUGCUCAAAGUUGUUGGCUGAUCUUUUGGCUGAAGGUAGCUUCUUUCUGCAAGGAAAUUCUGAGGGUUUUGAUGUCAAGCAGUCAAUUUUGACAGACAUGCGAAACAGAGGUUUGACAGAGCAAGAUGACAAUGCCGGAUGGGCCUUGACUUCGGACGGAAGGUGUGCCGUUUCAGUUUCCUAUCUUUUGAAGAAGCGGCAAAAGGUUGUGCGGAUCAGAAGUGGUAUCUCCUUACAAGACAUGGAAACCGUUGAACUUUUGAUCCAGAUGCAAAAUGACAAAUGGAAGCCUGAGCUUGUUGACGGCAAAAAGUCUGACAUUGCCAAGAAAUUCUAUGUACAUGAUGAGUCGGAAAAAAUAUGGUACCAACCUGGCGGCAAAGAUUCUGUGUGCCGUGAGUAUUUGAUUUUGCUGCUGACUGCAAGCUCACACUUGCAACCGAUGUGGAUGCAGAUCAGCUACAGGGACGGCUUACUGAUUCAGGCACUGGCAGAGCCGGCAGCAUUGGUGUUGUGCAGCCAGCCGAUUGUAGUGGUUCUUCAGAUUCCUCAGACAGCAGUUCUCCAGCAGCUUCAGCAGGCAAGCUAUCCGCAAGAUCUUCUUCAGCUGGCUCAGGAGCAGGUCAGAAUGAUUCAGAGUCAGAGUCUGGCGAUUCGACUCGCUCAUCUACAUCGUCGUCAUCUUCAACGUCUGGACCAAAUAAUCCUAGCAGUUCCAAACCUGAAUCCAAGAGUCAGAAGCAAGGUGCGACGAGAAGGGAUCGUAAUUCUGAAUACUGGGGAGCUUUCAGAUUCACACCUACCAAAACUGGAUGGCAAUGCACUUGCUCCAGUCAUGAGAGUGAUGGCAAGGCACAUUGCACAAAGACAAGAUCAAGCAAUGUAA